This is a messenger RNA of Solanum stenotomum, 567 nucleotides long. RefSeq lists its product as uncharacterized. Gene Ontology annotation, molecular function: zinc ion binding. Lineage: Eukaryota; Viridiplantae; Streptophyta; Magnoliopsida; Solanales; Solanaceae. Bases 1 to 567 code for a protein of 188 amino acids. The transcript has a single exon. The record is from RefSeq and is a predicted model, not a curated record.
AUGUGGUUGGCUGCUACAGAGCACCAGAAGAAAAAGUUUGUGCAACGGAUGCAACAAAUUAAAAUAUUGUCUCCUGCAGCAUAUGAAUGGUUAAAUGAAUUUCCUUUGGAAAAAUGGACAAUGUAUAAGGAUGGUGGUCGUAGAUGGGGUGCCAUGACGACAAAUGUGUCUGAGUCAUAUAAUGGUUUAUUGAAAAAAGCUCGGGGGCUUCCUGUGACUACCAUGGUUCGAAUGACGUUCAAAACUCUUGUUGAUCGUUUUGUCGAAAGAAACAACCUUGCAAUCGCAUUACUUCAAAGUAAUAUGCCGUGGCCUCUUGCAAUAGAUAAAAAAUUUAAUGAUUAUUAUCAAAAAGCUCAAAGGCACACAGAUAUGAUGACGUACAACACUGGUGAUGGAGUAUUUGAAAUUCUUACUUUUGCUCAUGAUGGUAAAGGUGGAAAUGUCCACAAGGUUACUGCAGAAGGUAAGAAAUGUUCUUGUGGAAAAUGGAGAAAUUAUCAUAUGCCUUGCUCGCAUGCCAUUAAAUUUUGUGGACUUCGCGGAAUCGAGCCAAAGUAUAUGUAA